AUGUCCAUCCUCCCUGCUCUUCUCUGCCUCGGGCUGAGUCUGGGCCAGGAAACCCACGAGCAGAAUGGGACCCUCCCCAGACCCACCAUCUGGGCUGAGCCAGGGCCGGUGGUCCCUUCAGACAGCUCUGUCACCAUCUGGUGUCAGGGGUCCCUGGAGGCUCAGGAGUACUGUCUGUGGAACAAAGAUGUGGAUAAAUUCUCGAACAGACAGAAACCAGUGGCGACAAUGGACAAGGCCAACUUCUCCAUGAGAGACCCCUCUGCAGGGAGAUAUUAUUGUAAAUACCGCAGCCCCACUGGCUGGUCAGAGCUCAGUGACUCCUUGGAGCUGGUGCUGACAGGAUUCUAUGGCAAACCCAGCCUCUCAGCCCUACCCAGCCAUGUCGUGACCUCAGGAGGAUACGUGACCCUCCAGUGUGCCUCACUGGAAGGAGUGGACAGGUUUACUCUGAUUAAGGAAGGGGAAAGCGGGCCCUCCUGGACCCUGGACUCACAGCCUCACCCCAGUGGGCAGUCCCAGGUCCUGUUCCUUGUGGGCCCCGUGACCCCCAGCCACAGGUGGAUGUUCAGAUGCUAUGGAUAUUUUAGGAAGCACCCCGUGGAGUGGUCUCACCCCAGUGACCGCCUGGAGCUCCUGGUCUCAGGACCUUCUGGAGGCCUCAGCCCCUCUACCACAGCAUCUGUCUCCACAGCGGUUGAGUCCCUGAGAACCGUGCUCAGAGGGAGCACAGAGCAGCCCAGGGAAGUUCUGAGGGUCCAUUCUGGGGGAAGCUCAGAGGAUCAAGGAGGCUCCAGCAGAGAUUCCGAAGAGCAGAGCAGUCACCCAGGUUUCCUCACUGGGGUCUCGGUGGCCCUCAUCCUGCUGCUCUCCCUUCUCUUCUUCCUCUUCCUCCGACACUGGCAUCGGAGCAAAGACAGGACGUCAGAUGCUGUUGUGAUGGGCCCACAGCCAGGGGAGGGCAUGGAACUGGACCCUCAGCAGAAUAGGCCCCAUGAUGACCCCCAAGGAUUGAUCUAUGCCCAGCUGACCCACUCAAGCUUGAGGCUCAGGCAGGGAAUGGCCUCCUCUCCUUCUUCAUCAUGGAGAUUGUGGGACAAGAAGGGCCGACAAGCAGAAAGAGACUGACAGACUGACAGCCAGGUUGCUGCACCUGCUGCCCCCCAGGAGGUGACCUAUGCCCAGCUGACCAACCUGACCUUCAGACGGGAUACGAGUCCACCCCCUUCCUCCCCAUCAGAGAAGCCCCCAGCUGAGCCCAGUGUGUAUGCUGCUCUGGCCGUCCACUAG
Molecule: messenger RNA, 1290 nt
Organism: Pteronotus mesoamericanus
Lineage: Eukaryota; Metazoa; Chordata; Mammalia; Chiroptera; Mormoopidae
Product: leukocyte immunoglobulin-like receptor subfamily B member 4
Exons: 10
Biological process (GO): cytokine-mediated signaling pathway
Cellular component (GO): plasma membrane
Molecular function (GO): inhibitory MHC class I receptor activity
Source: RefSeq, a predicted model, not a curated record